AGUUCAGCUGUAGAGUAGUUGACUAUACAGCCGCGCGUUGAAGCUCUGUGUUGCAAGAUGGUGUACAACUGGAGCAAGUACGAUGGCAAAUACUACCUCAACGGUGCCUUGUGUGGCGGCAUUUGCUGCUCCAUCACACACGGCGCCUUGUGCCCUGUAGAUGUGGUGAAGACUCGCAUCCAGCUUGACUCGGUGAAGUACCAGGGUGGUCUCCUGAGCGUGGGCAGGCAAGUUGUGGCUGAGGAGGGUGCUUCGGUGCUCGCAACAGGCUUGGGACCUACUGCGAUGGGCUACUUUGUGCAGGGAUGGUUCAAGUUUGGAGGCAACGAGUUCUUCAAGAUUCAGUUUACCAAGUCGUUGGGUGACCAGAAGGCAUGGGACAUGAAGACACCCAUCAUGCUUGGAGCCUCAGCUUGUGCGGAGUUCAUCGCAGACAUCUUCCUGUGCCCACUCGAGGCUGCACGCAUUCGUCAGGUGUCUGACCCCACCUUCCCCAAGGGCACCCUGGCCGCCAUGCAGACCUUGGUGCAGAGGGAGGGCCUCAUGGGCUGGUAUGCGGGCUUCUUCCCCAUCCUCUGCAAGCAGAUCCCAUACACCAUGGCCAAGUUUGCAGUGCAGGGCACUACCGAGAUUGAAAUCUACAAGGCUCUGCCCUACAAGCGCGAGGAAAUGAGCAAGGGGCAGAAAAUGGGUGUGUCCGUGUCUUCCGGCUUCAUUGCUGGAGUGGCAGCAGCCAUCAUCUCUCAUCCUGCUGACUCGCUCUUGUCCAAGAUCAACAAGAAGGGCGCUGGUGGCGACGGCGGCAUGGUGUCCCGCCUGGCCAACAUUGCCAAGGAGACCGGAUUCGUGAAGCUUUGCACCACUGGCCUUGGACCCAGGUGCAUUAUGAUUGGCACCCUCACCGCUGGCCAGUUCCUCAUUUUUGACACCCUGAUGCCCAUCAUGGGAGUUGAGAAGUUUCACUUCCACGACCCAUCCAAGCCUCACUGAGCAAAGGGUCCAUCGCUUAGGCUGAAACUUUGCCCAAAAGGCAAUGUACCACAAGCCACAGAAGAAAA
Messenger RNA from Effrenium voratum, 1058 nucleotides. The record is from the annotation of a GenBank genome assembly. NCBI's taxonomy places the organism in Eukaryota, Dinophyceae, Suessiales, Symbiodiniaceae.